AUGGCUGGGUUGCCAGAACCGAUUCUCAACACGUACGAAAACUCGAUCACCAUUAUAUCAGCAGAAGUCGGCGAGUAUGUCAAGCAAGUGGAAGUCGAAGAUAUCAGUAUUGAGAAAGAGAUCCAAUACUUCCACGAGAUUGGCGAUAUCCCCACGACAGAACUUGUCUCGAUCACACUCACGCUCAUCGCCAUGUGGGCCGCAGGGCGAUACGGCCUCAAGAUCCACGUCAUACGCCUGCUGAUGAACGCGGUUAAGCGACUGUACCACUCUGGGAAUACUGGCGGCAGAGUGCCUCAGAAGGCUGAAUACUUGAAAAGGGCGCCAGAGUUGAGUGGAGUGGGCGUGAAGGUCAUGGGCGCCGAUGCCGUCGCCGUCGCGGAUGGGAGACCACUGAGAUCUCGGAAGCCGAAUAGGGCGGCAACCGUCUCGGAUGCGAAUAAUGACGGUGCGAGAGUGACGGAGAAACAGGAAGAGGAAGCCGCGGCUGUUCACAGCAACCGAGGGGAUGAAAAUGUUUGA
Cladophialophora bantiana CBS 173.52 is the source of this 522-nucleotide messenger RNA. RefSeq lists its product as uncharacterized. The transcript is spliced from 2 exons. The record is from RefSeq and is a predicted model, not a curated record. The coding region runs from base 1 to 522 and encodes 173 amino acids. Lineage: Eukaryota; Fungi; Ascomycota; Eurotiomycetes; Chaetothyriales; Herpotrichiellaceae.